This is a messenger RNA of Amblyraja radiata (thorny skate), 2403 nucleotides long. RefSeq names its product chondroitin sulfate N-acetylgalactosaminyltransferase 1a (gene csgalnact1a). The transcript has 8 exons. Gene Ontology annotation, cellular component: Golgi cisterna membrane. NCBI's taxonomy places the organism in Eukaryota, Metazoa, Chordata, Chondrichthyes, Rajiformes, Rajidae. Gene Ontology annotation, molecular function: glucuronosyl-N-acetylgalactosaminyl-proteoglycan 4-beta-N-acetylgalactosaminyltransferase activity. Bases 472 to 2079 code for a protein of 535 amino acids. The record is from RefSeq and is a predicted model, not a curated record.
UGGAGUUCAAAGCUAAAGCAAAAUAAUAUUGCACAUUGCAGCUCCCACAAACAAUUAAUAAGCUCCUGAGGAAGAGCGAGUUUGAACUCCCCGAAUGUGGGUGUGGCAAUGAUGACGGAAUCAGCACCCGGGCUCUCAUUACGCUGCCUCUUGUAAUAAGAAACACCCUCCUUCUAAAUAGCAGCAGGACAACAGAGACUGCCUUUAAUAUUUCACCAGGCGUUUGCUGACGCGCUCUGGAUUUUCUUGCAUGUUGGUUUUAACCCAGCGUUUGGCAAGAUCUACACGGGAUUUCAUUUCGGAAUAACUAUUCCGCAAGGAAGGUAAUUGUCUCCCAGUAGCCACGAGAAGGGGAGCUUAGCUUGAAAUGAGAAGAUUUGUAAGACCGAAGACACUGGGCUUCGAGACCGAUGGUGUUGCUGUCAAGUUAUUCUGGAGUGACUAACCGGACCGGGAGUGCAGAAGGCGGAGAUGUGGUUAAGAAUAAUGCGGAGGGGUAUGCCGGCGUGGAUUUGGCAGCUUGCCACGGUGCUGGUAUUCCUGUGCAGCAUCGUCUCCUUGUUGUACAUGCUGGCUUGCACUCCGAGGGUGGAGGAUGGCCAGCCUUUGUUGCCUGGGGUCAGCGGGCCGACGGGGAAGGAGAACUUCCAGGUGUUGCUCGAGGAACGCGAGGAGCAGCACCGCAACUACAUCAGCAGCCUGAAGAAGCAAAUAGCGCAACUGAAGGAGGAACUGCGGGAAAGGAGCGAGCAGCUGAAGGUAGUGCACGAUCACUACGGUGAUUUGCAAGGAGGCAAGGUGGAUCUGAGCAGUCCAGAGAAGACGCAAGCGGGUCUGCUGCGAUUUCUGCACUCUCAGAUAGACAAGGCCGAAGUCCACUCGGGCGUUAAACUGCCCACAGAAUAUUCGGUGAUACCAUUUGAGAGCUUCACUCUCCAGAAGAUCUACCAGCUGGAAAUGGGCCUCACCCGACAUCCUGAGGAGAAACCGAUCCGCAAGGACAAGCGGGAUGAGCUGGUGGAAGCAAUAGAGGCUGCACUCGGGAUGUUAAACACCCCCGAAGACGAAGGAGCAACAAACCAUCGGAUGCAUGCGGCUGCUGACUUUAUUGAAGGCAUCUACCGCACGGAGAAGGACAAAGGAACGUUGUAUGAGCUGACGUUCAAAGGAGACCGAGCCCAUGAGUUCAAACGUCUCGCUUUGUUUCGCCCCUUUGGCCCACUCAUGAACGUUAAGAUGGAAAAGGUGGACACGGCCAACAUGCUGAUUAAUAUCAUUGUACCACUGGCAAAGAGAGCUGAUACAUUCCGGCAAUUCAUGCAUAAUUUCAGGGAGGUGGGUGUUCGACUGGAUGGCAGAGUUCAUCUCACUGUGGUUUAUUUUGGUACAGAACAAAUGACUGAAGUAAAAGCCAUACUUGAAUACAUGUCCAGGGAAGCAAACUACAAGAACUACACCUUUAUUCCACUGGAGGAGGAUUUUUCCCGCGGUAAAGGGCUUGAUGUCGGUGCUCGUGCUUGGAAGGGAAACAACGUCCUCCUGUUCUUCUGCGAUGUGGAUAUCUACUUCACAGCGGAGUUUCUGAACACAUGCAGAUUGAACGCCCAGCCAGGAAAGAAGGUUUUCUACCCUGUACUCUUCAGUCAGUACAACCCUGCUAUUAUUUAUGGCCAUCAUGAUGCAGUUCCACCCAUUCUCCAGCAGCUGGUGAUUAAAAAGGAUUCUGGCUUCUGGAGAGAUUUUGGCUUUGGAAUGACCUGCCAGUACAGAUCAGACUUUAUCAAUAUAGGUGGCUUUGACUUGGACAUUAAAGGCUGGGGAGGUGAGGACGUUCACCUCUACCGCAAGUACCUCCACAGCGAUCUGAUAGUGGUUCGGACGCCAGUCCGCGGCCUCUUCCACCUGUGGCACGAGAAGCGGUGCGUGGAUGAGCUGACCCCCGAGCAAUAUCGCAUGUGCAUGCAGUCCAAGGCCAUGAACGAAGCCUCGCAUGGACAGCUGGGAAUGCUGGUCUUCCGGCACGAGAUCGAAGCACAUCUGCGCAAAGAGCGACACAAGGUCAACACGAAGAAAACAUAAAGAGGAGCCUUGGCCACGUUGCCUUUUGCACCAAGCACCAAACACUGGCGAAGAUCCAGGAGGGAAGCAGGUUUCUGCAGCAAUUCGGACAGAGUAUGGCCGGACCUCUCUGUGAUGUUGCAUUCAAUGCUUCUCUGCAGUGUUGGUCAGAACUAUGCAGGUGGUAUUUGCAGAUCCCAACAUCCAGUCCUCUGAGAUUGAUGCAAGGAAAUUCCUCUGCUAAUGUGAGACACUGUACUGGAUGGUGGCACUUGAAGUUAUUUAUAAUUACAACACAACACGUGUGGGGUGCAUUCUAUUAAAGGCAAAGUCCUUUAUAUCAAA